Molecule: messenger RNA, 615 nt
Organism: Vigna unguiculata (cowpea)
Lineage: Eukaryota; Viridiplantae; Streptophyta; Magnoliopsida; Fabales; Fabaceae
Source: RefSeq, a predicted model, not a curated record
AUGGCUAACAGGAGGAGGAGAAAAACUACUGGAGUGGAUGAUAUCGCUCAGGCCAUACAUCGCAUGGUGGACGUGAUGCAGCCUAUUGCAGCUCAGCCUAGAGCCGUGGUGGCACCUGUUCGCCCAGUGAUGAUGGAGGACUUUAUGAGGCAUAAGCCAUCAAAAUUCUCUGGUAAAUCCACCCGUGAUGAGGCAGACGCAUGGCUGAGAGAGUGCGAGAAGAUCUACAGGGUGAUAGAUUGCACUGAUGCUCAGAGACUAUCAUUCGUCACUUUCCUGCUAGUGGCAGACGCUGAGUAUUGGUGGGUAGGCAUGCAGCAGUUGAUGCGGACACGGGCAGAGGAUAUCACUUGGACUUCUUUCAGGACCAGAUUCCUGGAGAAGUACUUCCCGGACUCUACGAAACACGAGAAGGAAGCUGAAUUCCUCAUGUUCCAGCAGGGGAACCUGACUGUGCAGGCAUACACAGACAGGUUUGAGUAUUUGGCUAGAUUUUAUUCGCCUGCAGUCACUGAGGAGUGGAGGUGCAAGAAGUACGAGGGCAGGCUGAAACAUGAGCUAUGCCAAUUCAUUGUACCACUCCACAUCAGGGAGUUUCCGGUCUUGGUGGAGUAG